GGCGGUGCCCGGGCCGGGGAGGCGGUGCCUGGCGGGGAGGACGGACCGAGCGGGGGAGUUUAUCCCACCAGAAGGGAACAAUUUCUCCCGCUGAGACUUGACAGCGCCAGGGAUUACAAUGGUUGACACAGAAAUGCCGUUUUGGCCCCUCAAUUUUGGAAUCAGUCCAGUGGACCUGUCUGCCAUGGAGGAUCACACACAUUCCUUUGACAUCAAGCCAUUCACCACUGUUGAUUUUUCCAGCAUUUCUUCACCACACUAUGAGGAUAUUCCUCUUGCCAGGACUGAUCAGACAAGCAUCGAUUACAAAUACGAUCUCAAGCUCCAGGACUGCCAAAGUGCAAUCAAAAUGGAGCCUCCUUCCCCACCCUAUUUUUCAGAAAAAGUUCAGUUGUACAACAAACCUCAUGAGGAGUCUUCCAACUCCCUCAUGGCCAUCGAGUGCCGCGUCUGUGGGGACAAAGCCUCCGGGUUUCACUACGGGGUGCACGCGUGUGAGGGCUGCAAGGGCUUUUUUCGGAGAACCAUCAGAUUAAAGCUGAUUUAUGACAGGUGUGACCUCAACUGCCGCAUCCACAAGAAGAGCAGAAAUAAAUGUCAGUACUGCAGGUUCCAGAAGUGCCUGGCUGUUGGAAUGUCCCACAAUGCCAUCAGGUUUGGGCGAAUGCCACAGGCGGAGAAGGAGAAGCUCCUGGCAGAGAUCUCCAGCGACAUCGAGCAGUUAAACCCCGAGUCUGCUGAUCUCCGGGCACUUGCCAAGCACUUGUAUGACUCAUACAUCAAGUCCUUCCCUCUCACCAAAGCCAAGGCGAGGGCGAUCUUGACAGGAAAGACGACAGACAAAUCACCAUUCGUUAUCUACGACAUGAACUCUCUGAUGAUGGGAGAAGAUCAGAUCAAGUGCAAACACGUGUCCCCACUGCAGGAGGAGAACAAGGAGGUGGCAAUUCGCAUCUUCCAGCGGUGCCAGUUCCGCUCCGUGGAGGCAGUGCAGGAGAUCACAGAGUUUGCCAAGAACAUUCCAGGUUUUGUGAGUCUUGACCUGAAUGAUCAAGUAACUCUCCUGAAAUACGGGGUCCAUGAGAUCAUUUACACUCUCCUGGCUUCUCUGAUGAAUAAAGAUGGAGUUCUUAUAUCUGAUGGACAAGGAUUCAUGACACGGGAGUUUCUGAAGAGCCUGAGGAAACCUUUUUGUGACUUUAUGGAGCCCAAGUUUGAGUUUGCUGUGAAGUUCAAUGCACUGGAAUUAGAUGACAGUGACCUGGCAAUAUUUAUAGCUGUCAUUAUACUAAGUGGAGAUCGCCCGGGCCUGUUAAAUGUGAAGCCCAUUGAAGAUAUCCAGGACAAUCUGCUGCAAGCUCUGGAGCUCCAGCUAAAGCUGAACCACCCCGAAUCCUCCCAGCUGUUUGCAAAGCUGCUGCAGAAAAUGACGGACCUCAGACAGAUUGUAACAGAGCACGUGCAGCUCUUGCAAAUCAUCAAGAAAACGGAGACAGACAUGAGCCUGCACCCACUCCUACAGGAAAUCUAUAAAGACUUGUAUUAAUGACCAGAGUAGUUCUAAUCCCCUGACAUAAUGUAUGUUCUUCAGAUUGCACUAUUUCUUUGAGGGAAAACUCUGCAUACCUAAGAAAUUACUGUGAAACAGCAUUUAAAGAGAGAGAGAGCUUAGUAUAGUAGAUCUAUUUUAUGCAUAUUGUUUAUAAAGACACAUUUACAAUUUACUUUUAAUAUUAAAAAAUAUCUAUAUUAUGAAAUUUUUUGGCAGUAUUUUCAGAAUGAAUUUUUUAAAAAACUAUCUUAUUUCUUAAAAUUGCUUGUCAAGUAUGAUUGAUGCUUCACUGAAGUUGGUUAAGCAUGCAGUUAAAACUUUCAAUUUAAAAAAUAAAAACCUUUCUCCU
Messenger RNA from Calypte anna (Anna's hummingbird), 1901 nucleotides. It is a transcript of the gene PPARG, whose product is annotated as peroxisome proliferator activated receptor gamma. The coding region runs from base 119 to 1546 and encodes 475 amino acids. Lineage: Eukaryota; Metazoa; Chordata; Aves; Apodiformes; Trochilidae. Gene Ontology annotation, biological process: regulation of lipid metabolic process; positive regulation of transcription by RNA polymerase II; cell differentiation. Gene Ontology annotation, cellular component: nucleus. The record is from RefSeq and is a predicted model, not a curated record. The transcript has 7 exons. Gene Ontology annotation, molecular function: RNA polymerase II cis-regulatory region sequence-specific DNA binding; zinc ion binding; nuclear receptor activity.